CGUCGCCGUCUCUCCCUCCACAAAUUCCCAAUCAUCCAUAAUUGAUAUUUUGAUUUAAGCUCCUUCUUCACUCGUCUCAGCUCGUUGCUUUUACGCAGCUAGCAACUAGCAGAGAUGAAAUUAGACGUGGAAGUCUUGAGAUACCUCUCGAAGGAUGAUUUCAGAGUUCUUACUACCGUCGAGAUGGGCAUGCGAAACCAUGAGAUUGUACCUGCAGAAUUGAUUUCCCUGAUAGCUUCUCUUAAGCAUGGGGACACUUAUAAAAUAUUGAAGAACUUGCUCAAGCAUAAAUUGGUGCACCAUGACUCCUCAAAAUAUGAUGGGUUCCGGCUUACCUAUCUUGGGUACGAUUUUCUCGCAAUUAGAACCUUGGUCAAUCGAGGAGUCAUCGCAUAUGUUGGCCUUCAAAUUGGGGUUGGAAAAGAGUCUGAUAUCUUUGAAGUGGCUACAGAGGAUGGUACAGUUUUGGCUAUGAAGCUGCACAGACUUGGCAGAACUUCUUUCAGGGCUGUGAAAUCGAAGCGUGAUUACCUGAGACAUCGAAGUAGUUUUAGCUGGCUCUAUUUGUCUCGACUCGCAGCACUCAAGGAGUUUGCUUUUAUGAAGGCUCUGGAAGAUCAUGGUUUUCCUGUUCCGAAAGCUGUGGAUUGUAAUAGACACUGUGUGAUUAUGUCCCUUGUUCAAGGCUAUUCACUUGUGCAAGUGAGGGAAUUGCAGAAUCCAGAAGUUGUUUUUGAAACAGUUGUCGGUCUUAUCGUUCGUCUGGCAGAACACGGUCUCAUUCAUUGUGACUUCAAUGAAUUUAAUAUUAUGAUUGAUGAUGAUGAAAAGGUGACCAUGAUUGAUUUUCCCCAUAUGGUAUCUGUGUCUCAUCGAAAUGCACAAAUGUUUUUCGACCGUGAUGUUGAAUGCAUCUAUAAGUUCUUUGCCAAGAGGUACAACCUCUCUUUUCAGGAUGAUGCCGAUGAUAAGAAUUCUGCAGAGUCAGACAUUGACGAAGCUGGGAGACCUUCGUUUUCCUCGAUUUCUAAGUCUUCUGGUUGUCUCGAUAAGGAACUUGCUGCUAGUGGAUUCACACGGAAGGAUCAAGAUAAUAUGAAGAAGUUCAUUGAAGGAGGUGCUGACAAUGAGGAAGACGAGGAUGAAGAGCAUGUUUCAGAGACGCAUGAAAACAGCCUCACAAGCUUAGGAUUCUUUGCAGAUAGAAGAUCAGGAAGAGCAAACGAAUGAAGAGGAGGAAAAAAUUGUUGAGAAUCAAUUGAGUGAAAAAGCACAAAGUGGUAGCCUUGGAACACAAGAUGAUAAUGAUGAGGUAUGAAGAAGACGAAGACGAAGAGAAUGCAACAGAGGGUGAUGCAGAGCUGACCAAGAGGCUGAACAAGCACAAGAAGCGAGCAAUAGCAGCAGCCCGUGGGAGGCAGAGUCGAAUCUCCUCCAGAAAUCUAUACGAAGACAAGGGCGAUAGAUCCUCUCAGAGCUCCAAAGUUCAGAAGAAAACUAGUGGCUGGUGAAAUCAGAGGCAUAAAAUGAUAAAUCCAUUAGGGAUUUACAUGCGUUGUGUGGUCAGUUCUUUUGCUGCCUUGUUGUCUCAAAGUUUUGAUAUUUAGGAGAGAGAGAGAGAGACCAGAGGAGAAGAGAUUAGCCUUAAUGAUAUGUAAUCAAUUAAACAGAUUAUCGUUGGUGAUCGAUUUUUAUUUUAUUUUAAUAAUGGUGGUUGGGUGAUCGAAUUAUUUAUAACAAUGAGUAGGUGCGAGCAUUGCUAUGAGCGAGUCGUUGGAGAUUUGAUGGUCCUUGAACAGGAAAUCUAACAUAUACCAC
Messenger RNA from Linum tenue, 1818 nucleotides. The record is from the annotation of a GenBank genome assembly. Lineage: Eukaryota; Viridiplantae; Streptophyta; Magnoliopsida; Malpighiales; Linaceae.